CAUUUGCAUUGUUUACAUUUUAGCAUGCGACGCUGAAACUAAUAGAACGCGAAAUAUAAAAGUAAAUCCAAAGCAGAACCAAGCCUCAGUUUUACAUGUGCUGGCAAAGGCAGAGCAGCGCUUUCGGAGCCAACUGGAGGCCAUCGAGGAGUCGAAACCAUCGGAUCAGCAGGCGCAUUCCUGGCGUGACUGCGGUGCAUUAAAUCACCCGGAAAAUCGCGGCGACGAACAGCAACCGGAAGUUCGGCGCGAAACGAGCAACUGGUGGUCACCAGAAUGGAGGUUUACGCCUGGGGUGCCAAUUCUCACGGCCAGCUCGGCCUUGGCUUUGAGUCCGAAUUGUGCAUGACACCGCAACGGGUGGCCAAGUGCUCCUUCGCCCCCGCCCAGGUUCGCUUGAUUCGUGGAGGUGGUGGCCAUGUUCUCAUCCUCGACACAAGCGGACGGAUUCAUGCCUGCGGAUGGAACAAUCGUGGUCAACUGGGACUGGAUUCCACGGAGGAGUGCCACAGCGAGUUCAAGAUGAUCCCCACGGAAUACUUCGGGGAUGUUCCUGUGGAAACCAUUAGCUGUGGCUGGGACAUUUCGGGAGCCAUCACGUUGACCAAACGCCUGUUUGUCUGGGGCUCCAAUGCCUUUCAGCAGCUGGGAAUUUGUCAGCGCGGCUUUACUGCCGUGAGAAGACCAAUGCCAGUAAAGCUUCCACGCGAAGAACCCGCCCAGAGGAUCAGCUUCGGCCUGCGCCACUGUGCCGUCCUUACGCAAGACAACAAAAUCUACGUUUUCGGACGAUUGAGGAUUAUGGACCCUCCGCCCAUCGAGCUGGAUAUCACGGCCACCUGCCUGCACCGCUGCAAUACGGUGAAGAUACAGGUCCACAAUCCCAACGAACUGCGGAUAGUUUCCAUUUCGAGUGGUCAGAACCACAUGGUGCUCAAGUGCGCGGAUCUAAGCGAAACGGGUGGAGGCAGCACCAAAAGAAUCCUUACCUUGGGUGACAACAAGUUUGGCCAGUCCAACGCCUUUCAGUUUGAGGAGGAUGUGCGUCAGUUGGCCGUGGGUUGGACCCACAAUGCAGCUGUGCUCAAAAACAACGAGAUCCUCGUAUGGGGUCGCAAUUGCUACGGUCAGCUGGGAAUGGGUUCGUUCAGCGAACAGCAGGCAAUACCCACGCCACUUCGCCUGAAGCUUCCUGAGGAUCAGGGUCCUGCCAGAAUUCACAUGGGCGCCGAGCACGGUCUACUGAGGACUACGGCAGGAGAGGUCUACACCUGGGGAUGGAACGAGCAUGGGAACUGCGGCAACAACAGCACCGAAAAUUUGCACCCCAACUCUUUUACAACUGCCACCAGUGAAAUUGUGCGGCGCAGGAGCAGGAUUUUGUUACGCGAUCACAGAGCCCGUAAUCUAACUUUAAGUCCAUGUGAUGUCCUUCUGGUUUAGCUUAUGACCCAUUGUAAAAUGUUCGUGUACGGCUUUGUUAAAACUUUUAAAUAAAAAUACUACUGUUAUUGAUGAAAUGAAAAAGCACGAGUUGGAACUACAAAUAGUGAAAUAAACCGAGUUAUCCUUG
Drosophila melanogaster (fruit fly) is the source of this 1573-nucleotide messenger RNA. RefSeq lists its product as uncharacterized. The coding region runs from base 277 to 1443 and encodes 388 amino acids. NCBI's taxonomy places the organism in Eukaryota, Metazoa, Arthropoda, Insecta, Diptera, Drosophilidae. The transcript has 4 exons. The record is from RefSeq and is marked reviewed.